Porites lobata is the source of this 1295-nucleotide messenger RNA. Lineage: Eukaryota; Metazoa; Cnidaria; Anthozoa; Scleractinia; Poritidae. The record is from the annotation of a GenBank genome assembly.
UCGGCUGCGGACCAGUUACUAUCCACUCCUUCAAGUGACCCAAGUUCAUCUCUUAAUACGACGACAUCUGCGGAAGGUAAUGAACGAACCGAGCCUGAAGCGGUGAAAGAUUCACAAGCACAAGUGUCUGUUAAGUCAGAAGAAAACACUCAACCUCACCCCACCCCCACUGAGAAUGGCAGUGAAGAUCAUGUAUCCUCUGUAGGUGGGUGUUAUUAGUUACAUGUAUUUUUCGAUCCAGGUUCCUCACCCUUUCGUAUGAUGUGAAUUACAGUCAAACCUGUAUUAAGCGUUGCCUAGUCUCAAGGCCUUAUUAUUCCGCGCGGUCAGUGCGUUUCGGGUCACGUAAUCCGAGCGAAGAAGCCUCGCGUUCGCCUCAGAUACGUCACCGAAAUGCAUUGACCGAGAAGGCCUUGGGAAAACGCUGUACAAGGACAAGGCAAUAUUAAGUGGUUACCCUUGGGGAAUGGCUUACUGGCCACUUACAUUGUACUACAGGUUUGAUAAACCUAGAAGCUAUUCAAAAAAAUGAAGAUGGUGAAAGAGCGAAAUAUCUAUUCCACGAGAAAUUUUUCUCAAAGGAUGACAAUGAAAAAAUGGGAGUUCCGAAAAGUUGACCGCGACCGCUUAGUACCGUGGAACUUCGCCUUAAGACCACACCCCGUGGUCGCGUUAACGUGGUUCCACUGUAUAGUUCAGGUUGACAUUAAUACAGUGGACCCCCGUUAAUGCGUUACCGUUGGGCAAUAAAAUUCUGGUCGUAAUAACGGUGGUCGCAUUAACAGGGUCUUCACAAAAAUAAAAUGACUCAGUGAUUCUUACGUUUGGGUCGAAAGAAUAUUGUCGUAAUAACGAGGUGGUCGUAUAAAAGGCUUGGUCGUAAGGCGGGUUCCACUGUAAAUCGAAAUGAUUUUCAGGGACUUUGGUAAAUGAGCGCUUAACAGAGGGUGACUGCUUAAUAGAGGUUAGGUAAAUGCUAGUUUUACUGUAGGCAGAUCUCGGAUGGUCACAAUCCUGAUAAGCUGGUAGCAGUCUAAAGUGGCGUUGUGUAGAUUAUUUUCUUAGUCACUUACGUUUGUUUUUGGACAACCUGUUUGUCUCAAAAUAUGACUUUUUCGUUUACAGAACCAAAAGUUGAAGACCAAGAAAACAGAACGAAGGAAUGUAUACCAGAGGAAAAAAGACCAGAAUUGGAUACAACCGUGGAUAAUCUAACACCAGAACCAAUGGAAAUACAAAACGACACAACUGAAAACUUAUCGCCCUGUGAUAUGGACAUAUCAAGCCCAGAUUAA